AUGGACGAUGACGACGAGUACAGUGACUUGACGCCGUUGCUGGGAGCUCAGCGGCCAGUUCGGCGUGGAAUUUGGCGCGCCAGGCAAUUCUUCGAAUCGAUCGCCCCACAAGAAGAAUUCAAAGACGAAGAUGCCCUCCUCGAAUAUCUCUAUUCUCGAAGCCACAAAAUGCAACCCAAAGACGGCCCGAAACCACCAGAAGUGAAGUCAAAGCAUGGUCCACACGUGUUGAAAGAUCAUCCCACCCAUAAUCUGCCUCCAACCACCCCAUCUCCUCUUGAUGAUGGCUCUCGUGCCUCCCCCUCACACAGCGGUAUCGCCCGGUCUUCCGGUGAGGACUUUGCCAUCAUCCAUAUCACGCCCGGACAACAGCCAAGGCAUAUUGCUGACGUUGCUCGCCGACAACACGCUAACGGUGCGAAUUUCCCACUGGGACCCGUUCCGACUGCCAAGAAAAGCGCCGCUCCACCGCCGCUUCAUCCGCGCAAACUUCGACCAGAAGGUGACCUGAAAUCUCCGUCCGUGAUGGCUCCUCUUUUACGCCAGACCGGUACGGCUUCACCUCCUCACCCACACCGUAGCCCCAGGCUAAAUCAUCAUGCUCAGGCGUUCAUCUUCCCCGAACCUACCCCUGCGGCUCCUCAAAGGCUGAAGCCACCGGCACCUCCGCCAGUUCCGGCUUCUACCUCGAGUGAACAUCGUGUCACCCUCCCAACCACUUCUCCUCGUGGAGACUAUCACGACCUGGCUCGUCUUCAACACCUCCGCCAGUCCCUCCGCCACGUCCACCAAAGCCUGGACAUC
This is a messenger RNA of Mesorhabditis spiculigera, 804 nucleotides long. The record is from the annotation of a GenBank genome assembly. Lineage: Eukaryota; Metazoa; Nematoda; Chromadorea; Rhabditida; Rhabditidae.